Messenger RNA from Aureococcus anophagefferens, 1068 nucleotides. RefSeq lists its product as hypothetical. NCBI's taxonomy places the organism in Eukaryota, Pelagophyceae, Pelagomonadales, Pelagomonadaceae. The transcript is spliced from 2 exons. The annotation marks the transcript as partial. The record is from RefSeq and is a predicted model, not a curated record.
AUGGACAACCGCACAGCCCCUGACGCGCCUGUGAAGGAGAAGCGCACCAAGGGCUACGUCAAGUUCAAGGAGUUAACGGUCGACCGGGAGACAUGGGACGCGCUGGUGCCGUACAUGGAGGACGCGACCGUGGAGAAGGUUCGGGUACACCACAGCGAGGAUGGGGCAAAGGUGUACACCUUUGAAGCUGGCUUAUCGAACAGUGAAAAAAAUAUGAUCAUGAGGGCAUUAGGGCGUGAGACAUGGAAGCAACCGGAGGAGCUCGGGAGCGACCAGUGGAUGGUCUGCCAGAGAACUGUGCUGCUCAUCCAUGAGCUGAAGAAGAGUAAAAUGUGUCCCAUUACAGGGAGAGAUCAGACCCUGGACGCGUGGCACACCAUGAUGAUCUACAUGGUCCAAAAUUUGUAUUCUGCAGAGCACCGUUUUGGUGGUUUAUGGGCCACCAUUACAGUUCAAGUCUUAACCCAGUUUAGUGCCCAGAUUGGACAGCCCUGGAAAUGGGUGUGCCAGUUGGACACCAGGGCCAAACUUUCGAUCGGUGACAUCCAGAACAUGCAUGACAUUACGGUGAAACUGACAGACCAGUGGUUCGUGUCGGAUUUCGGGCGGCGCAUGCCCAGGAAGCUAAGAGGCAAUUGGAUCAUCCCUCAUCAUGUCAAAUUGAGAGUAAAAAUCAAGGAAGCUACCGCUUUCAUGUCUGCUAUGUUUAAGCUGGAUUUUAAAAUUCCAGCUAAUGAUAUGGGAAUAAAGAUUCAUGAUGGUGAUUACGCUGCUCUCGGAGAUUUUCAGAAUGGUCUCGAAAUUUACCUUCAAGACAAUGGCCUGAAUGACAGGGGACACAGUCCAGCUGAUGCGGUGGAGGUUAAAGGAACCGGCGAUAAUGGCCAAGUGACCGCUCAUCAGUCAGUCACUUUUGCUGCCGUACAGCUACCAGGGGCACCUGCCAGGGAUGCUAUUGAUGGGUUAUUAAACAGAAAAUUCCAGAGCACAGGUAAUCUGCUGCCAUCUGGGGCCAUUAUGCAUAAAGAGACUGGCUUAUUAUGGCAUGCGUUUCCUGCAUUGAACAUG